This is a messenger RNA of Papaver somniferum (opium poppy), 2227 nucleotides long. Its product is annotated as signal peptide peptidase-like 2. Gene Ontology annotation, molecular function: aspartic endopeptidase activity, intramembrane cleaving. The record is from RefSeq and is a predicted model, not a curated record. Gene Ontology annotation, biological process: membrane protein proteolysis. Bases 351 to 1985 code for a protein of 544 amino acids. Gene Ontology annotation, cellular component: Golgi-associated vesicle membrane; lumenal side of endoplasmic reticulum membrane; lysosomal membrane. Lineage: Eukaryota; Viridiplantae; Streptophyta; Magnoliopsida; Ranunculales; Papaveraceae. The transcript is spliced from 14 exons.
UCUCGCCUUGGAUUUUUAACGGUUCCUACUCUUUUCAUUUGUCACUUUGUCUACUCCUCUCUUACAAGAUUUUUUAAGAUUUAGAACCCUAAACAAACAUCAUCCGCAUUAUAUUAUUAACACUUAGCUAAUUAAUCUAAUUUUUGGGUUUUGAUUUGUUUGAUUGAUAAUAUCUGGUUGGUAAAAAGAAAGAUGAAACAGUGACACAAACAAACAAAGAAAAAACGCUAAGAAAAUUAAAGGAAGACUCUUUUUGUGACUUUUUCAUCUUCUUCUUCAAAUUUGAUGCAGAUAUAAGAAACCCCAUAUCUGAAUUUUCUUUAAUUUGGUUAUAAAGAUUGGAUCUGUUCAUGGAUUCAAGGAGGGUGCUGUUAGUUUUAGGGUUGAUUCAACUGUGUCUGGUUCAGUUGGUGUUUGGUGGUGAUAUUGUUCAUGAAGAUGAUAAAGCUCCUAAGAAACCUGGUUGUUCUAAUAACUUUGUUCUGGUAAAAGUCCAGACAUGGAUUGAUAAUGUAGAGAGUCAGGAGUUUGUUGGCGUUGGUGCUCGUUUUGGUACAACCAUGGAGUCAAAAGAGAAACAUGCAAACCAUAGUAAACUUGCACUUGCAGAUCCUCCUGAUUUGUGUAGUCCGCCCAAGAAUAAGCUUGCUGGAGAAGUGAUUUUGGUCCAUAGGGGUAACUGCAAAUUCACAACCAAAGCAAACCAUGCUGAAGCUGCUGGUGCUUCAGGCAUCCUCAUCAUAAAUUUCAAAAAAGAACUGUACAAGAUGGUGUGUGAUCCCGAUGAAACAGAUCUUAAUAUCACUAUACCCGCUGUUAUGCUCCCACAAGAUGCUGGCUUGUUUCUGGAGUCGAGCAUGAACAAUACUUCUAACGUUGCUGUGCAGCUAUACUCUCCAGAGCGUCCGCUGGUCGAUAUAGCAGAAGUGUUCUUAUGGCUCAUGGCAGUCGGUACGAUCUUAUGCUCGUCUUUUUGGUCUGCCUGGAGUGCAAGAGAAGCAGCUAUUGAACAAGAUAAGAUUUUAAAGGAUGCUUCAUUUGAUUAUGUGAAUGUUGAACAAGGUUCUAGUGGCGUAGUAGACAUUAAUACGAUGUCUGCAGUUUUAUUUGUUGUGGUCGCUUCGUGCUUCCUGAUUAUGCUUUACAAACUUAUGUCCUACUGGUUCAUCGAGCUUUUGGUGGUCUUAUUCUGCAUUGGAGGGGUAGAGGGCCUGCAAACUUGCUUAGUUGCUUUGCUUCUGAGGUGGUUUAAAUCUGCUGGAGAAACAUUUAUUAAAGUUCCAAUCUUUGGGGCUAUUUCUUACCUUACAUUAGCCGUUGCUCCUUUCUGCAUAACCUUUGCUGUGGUAUGGGCAGUUUAUCGACGUGUCAACUUUGCCUGGAUUGGCCAAGACAUCCUUGGUAUUGCAUUAAUAAUCACAGUUCUUCAAAUUGUCCGUGUACCCAAUCUCAAGGUGGGAACCGUGCUGCUCAGUUGUGCUUUCUUGUAUGACAUAUUUUGGGUAUUUGUUUCCAAGAGUUGGUUCAAUGAAAGUGUGAUGAUUGUGGUUGCUCGCGGUGACAGAAGUGGAGAGGAUGGCAUUCCAAUGCUACUGAAAAUCCCACGUAUGUUCGAUCCUUGGGGUGGAUUUAGCAUUAUCGGGUUCGGUGAUAUCCUGUUACCAGGAUUACUUAUCGCCUUUUCAUUGAGGUAUGAUUGGCUUUCCAAAAAAUCUCUUCGAGCUGGAUAUUUUGUUUGGGCAAUGUCAGCAUACGGUCUAGGUCUCCUCAUCACGUAUGUAGCUCUAAAUUUGAUGGAUGGACAUGGCCAACCGGCUCUUCUUUACAUUGUUCCAUUCACCCUCGGCACAUUUAUAACACUGGGAAAGAUUAGAGGUGAUCUUUCUAACCUGUGGUCUAGGGGAGAACCUGUUAGACCCUGCCCUCAUUUCCAACUUCAACCCACCAAUCAACCAGAAGAAGAAAUGGAAGAACACCAACACUGAAGCCCUACUAUUACCUGUGUUUGUAUAAAUAGUAAUAUUCGUACUAACAUUAACUGUAUCUGUACCGCAAGUAAAGUUAAAUAGAAAUACUAGCGGUAAUUUGUAGUGUACAAGAAAGAGAUUACCAGGAGCACAGCAUAUGUACUAAGAUAUAUGUGAUACUUUCUGAUUUUAUCGGAUUGUUUCGGUUGCCAAGUACUGAAUGUAUACUUGGGGUAGUAGUAUUACCCUUUUCUGCAAAA